CCCAAGAACAACUGAAACACACAUCAGCCGAGCUCAGGAACCUGGAGAAAGAGCUUGAGAAAAGCAAACUUAAAGUGCUUGAGCUUCAGAAUUCAAAUAAACCAUCUCAAGAGCAUGACAACCCCACCAUGGCCUGUCAGGGCUCAAUCAGGGGUCCUGUUUUUGUUGAGUUUGACCAGGACAGCAAAUAUGUUGGUGUCAAAAACCUCUCCGAUAAGGACCAACCAAUGGGAUGCUGGGAGUUACAAAUACAAGUUGAUGAUAAACAACCCAUCAUAUACAAAUUCCUGCCGUCCUUCACACUCAAGGCUGGAGAGACUAUCAAUAUCUCGCCUUCAGAUAAUGGUGCCGAUCACAAUCUCCCCACAAACUUGGUAUUGUGGAAAUCCUGGGACCCUGCAAACAAACUAGUGGCCACCCUCCUCUGCAGCUCUGGAGAGGAAAUGGCUAAGACCAAAGUGAAUAAGACCAUAGAAGCAGACUGUGAUCACCCAGCGGACUUAAUCACACAUGAAAAUCAUUAUACACCAGGAACAGCACAGCUUGCAUCUCCCUGAAGAAACUAAUAUUGUUUUACUACUACUGCAUAUUUGACACCACUCUAUAGUGAUCAAAGUUCAAAUAUGGAACUAUUAAAUUAAACCCAAAAUCAAAAUUUGGGCUAAUGCAACUGAAGAAAUGUUUUGUAUAUAUGUAUGUAUGUGUAGAUGGAUGUAUGGAUGGAUUGAUGGAUAGAUAGAUUAGAAGCUGAAUAACUAAUAUUUGAAUUUUACCCUGUAACGCUCCAAGAGUCCAGACGCUCAAUAUUUUAUCAAGAAAGUUCAAUUAUUUUCAAACAUGUUUUU
This is a messenger RNA of Scomber japonicus (chub mackerel), 845 nucleotides long. RefSeq names its product lamin-A-like. Bases 129 to 557 code for a protein of 142 amino acids. The transcript is spliced from 5 exons. The record is from RefSeq and is a predicted model, not a curated record. Lineage: Eukaryota; Metazoa; Chordata; Actinopteri; Scombriformes; Scombridae.